Danio aesculapii is the source of this 5008-nucleotide messenger RNA. RefSeq names its product Ca2+-dependent activator protein for secretion a (gene cadpsa). Gene Ontology annotation, cellular component: glutamatergic synapse. NCBI's taxonomy places the organism in Eukaryota, Metazoa, Chordata, Actinopteri, Cypriniformes, Danionidae. The record is from RefSeq and is a predicted model, not a curated record. Gene Ontology annotation, biological process: positive regulation of exocytosis; dense core granule exocytosis; synaptic vesicle exocytosis.
AGUUCAGAACCACGGUCAGCUCUCUCCGCGCGCGCGCCGCUCAUUGUUAGUACCGUUCGCUGCUAAAUUUAAAAGACAGCCGGAGGAAACCAGAAAACAUCAGCUGCCAAUCGUUUCACGACCCUCCCCGAACAAUCUCCCCUUCAAACCGCUAUGGUAAACCGAGAGUUAAACACGUAAGCAGCAACAAUUUAAUUCGGUGGAAGACUACUGGCUGUUGGAGCAGCUUUUUUCACUCGCUGUGAGGGGAAGCGAGAACUUGCGUUGAAAUGUUGGACCCGUCAUCCAGCGAGGAGGAGGCGGAUGAGGUUGUGGAAGAAGAGCGCAAAGUGGUGGCGGCGCCCAAGGCUGGUGGUCCUCGGGUGUCUUCAAGCCGGACCAGCGAAAGCUCUGGUGGGCUGCAGCCGAGCCGAAGCACCAAUGCCCGGCCAACGAGCCCCAGUCCCUCAGUGGCGGUCGAGAAGGAAAAGGAUGAUUUGGAAAAGAUGCAGAGGGAGGAAGAGGAGAGGAAGAAGAGGCUUCAGCUUUACGUCUUUGUGAUGCGGUGUAUUGCCUAUCCUUUUAAUGCAAAACAGCCGACCGACAUGGCGAGGCGACAGCAAAAGAUCAGCAAGCAGCAUCUUCAAACAGUGAAAGAGCGUUUCCAGGCCUUUCUCAAUGGAGACACUCAGAUUGUAGCCGAUGAGGCCUUCAUCAAUGCAGUCCAAAGCUACUAUGAGGUGUUCCUCAAAAGUGACCGUGUAUCUCGCAUGGUCCAAAGCGGUGGAUGCUCAGCCAACGACUCGCGCGAAGUCUUCAAAAAGCACAUCGAGAAGCGUGUCCGCAGCCUGCCUGAAAUCGACGGCUUGAGCAAGGAGACGGUCCUCAGCUCAUGGAUAGCCAAAUUCGACACCAUCUACAGGGGAGAAGAAGACCCACGCAAACACCAGCAGCGAAUGACAGCCAGCGCCGCCUCCGAGCUCAUUCUCAGCAAGGACCAGCUGUAUGAGAUGUUCCAGCAAAUUCUUGGCAUCAAGAAGUUUGAGCACCAGCUGCUGUACAACGCAUGUCAGCUGGACAAUCCUGAUGAACAGGCUGCCCAAAUCAGAAGAGAACUGGAUGGGCGACUGCAAAUGGCUGAUCAAUUCACAAAAGCUGGCCGCUUCCCUAAGUUUGUGUCCAGGGACAUGGAGGCCAUGUACAUUGAGGAGCUGAAGUCAUCAGUGAACCUGCUGAUGGCCAAUCUGGAAAGCAUGCCAGUGUCCAAAGGAGGAGAGUUUAAACUGCAGAAGCUCAAGAGAGGUCACAACACAUCCAUCAUUGACAUGGGCCAGGAGGACGAGAACCAGCUCUCCAAGUCUGACGUUGUUUUGUCUUUCACCCUGGAGGUGGUGAUCAUGGAGGUACAGGGUCUGAAGUCUUUAGCACCAAACCGAAUUGUUUACUGCACCAUGGAGGUGGAAGGUGGACAGAAACUUCAGACAGAUCAAGCAGAGGCCUCUAAACCAACUUGGGGUACUCAAGGAGACUUCACACCACCCACUCAUCCACUUCCAGCAGUGAAGGUGAAACUCUUUACAGAGAGUACAGGAGUGCUGGCACUGGAGGAUAAAGAGCUGGGACGGGUUGUAUUGCAUCCAACACCCAACAGUCCCAAACAGUGUGAGCUCCAUAAGAUGACCGUAGCCAGUUGUUCAGAUGACCUGAAGAUCAAACUAGCUGUCCGUAUGGACAAACCGCAGAACAUGAAGCACUGUGGAUACCUGUGGGCCAUUGGGAAAAACCUGUGGAAAAGAUGGAAGAGGAGAUUCUUCGUCUUGGUUCAGGUGAGCCAGUACACCUUUGCCAUGUGUAGCUACAGGGAGAAGAAAGCUGAGCCGGUCGAACUUCUCCAACUGGACGGAUACACUGUGGAUUACACCGACCCCCAGCCAGGGAAUGAUGGCGGUCGGACGUUCUUCAAUGCUGUGAAGGAAGGAGACACUGUGAUUUUCGCCAGCGAUGAUGAGCAAGAUCGGAUCCUGUGGGUUCAGGCGAUGUAUCGAGCCACGGGCCAGUCACACAAACCCGUCCCCCCGACCCAAGUGCAGAAACUCAACGCCAAAGGAGGAACUGCACCGCAGCUUGAUGCUCCAAUCUCUCAGUUCUAUGCAGACCGAGCUCAGAAACAUGGAUAUGGACGAGUUCAUCUCCGCCAACCUUGCAAUUUUGACCAAUCUUCCCUGUUUGAGAUGGUUCAGCGGCUUACUCUGGACCACAGACUCAAUGAUUCCUACUCCUGCUUGUGCCUGAUUGUGUGUCUUAUGGGUUGGUUCAGUCCGGGCCAGGUAUUUGUAUUAGACGAGUACUGCGCCAGGUAUGGAGUUCGGGGGUGUCACAGGCACCUGUGCUACCUGAGUGACCUGCUAGAGAGGGCCGAGAAGGGGUCCAUGAUCGACCCCACGCUACUGCACUACAGCUUCGCCUUCUGCGCAUCUCACGUUCACGGCAACAGGCCUGAUGGAAUCGGUACGGUUUUAGUCAAUGAGAAGGAACAUUUCGAGGAGAUCAAAGAACGACUGCGGGUCCUGCUCGAAAACCAGAUCACACACUUCAGGUAUUGCUUUCCAUUUGGACGGCCAGAGGGAGCCUUAAAAGCCACGUUGUCACUGCUUGAGAGGGUCCUGAUGAAGGACAUUGUGACCCCGGUUCCUCAGGAUGAGGUGAAGGCUGUGAUCCGCAAUUGUCUGGAGCAGGCGGCUUUAGUCAACUAUCAGCGCCUCUCAGAAUAUGCCAAGGUGGAAGUAGAGAAAUCUCAGAAGGAUCAGAGGGAUCCAGAAAAUGUAGGGCGCUUAGUCACACCUGCCAAAAAGCUUGAGGAUACACUCCGUCUGGCCGAGCUGGUCAUUGAGGUGCUUCAGCAAAACGAGGAACAUCAUGCAGAGGCGUUUGCGUGGUGGUCGGAUCUGAUGGUUGAACAUGCGGAGACGUUUCUGUCUCUGUAUGCUGUGGACAUGGACGCGGCUCUGGAAGUCCAGCCACCGGACAGCUGGGACAGUUUUCCUCUCUUUCAGCUGCUCAAUGACUACUUGCGCAUUGACUAUAAUCUGUGUAAUGGGAAGUUUCACAAGCACCUGCAGGAUCUGUUUGCUCCUCUGGUGGUGAGGUAUGUGGAUCUGAUGGAGUCGUCCAUCGCUCAGUCCAUUCACAGAGGAUUCGAACGAGAGUCUUGGGAACCUGUCAAGAGUUUAACAAGUAGUCUCCACAGUGUCAACCUCCCAAAUGUGAAUCUGCAAAUGCCUAAAGUACCAAAUCUACCAGUUUCGGUUAAUCUGCCACCAAUGCAAAUGCCUAGCUUUUCCACAUCCAACUGGAUACCGGGUUUAUCAGAUACCGACAAUGGUUCGGGGACAUCUGAAGACUUGUUUUGGAAGCUGGAUGCUCUGCAGACGUUCAUCAGAGACCUGCACUGGCCGGAGGAAGAGUUUGCCAAACAUUUGGAGAUGCGACUCAAACUCAUGUCCAGUGAUAUGAUCGAGUCCUGUGUUAAAAGAACAAGAGCAGCAUUUGAACUGAAGCUGCAGAAGAGUCCGAGAACCACAGACUUCCGAGUCCCUCAGUCUGUCUGCACCAUGUUCAAUGUCAUGGUGGAUGCAAAGGUCCAGUCCGCCAAACUGUGUGCCAUGGAGCUCAGCCAAGAGAGACAGUAUCACUCGCAAAUUGACAAUCUCAUCGAGGAGACGGUGAAAGAAAUGAUUACUUUACUCGUGGCAAAGUUUGUUGUAAUCCUAGAGAGCGUUCUGGCAAAGUUGUCACGUUAUGAUGAAGGCACACUCUUUUCCUCCUUCCUUUCUUUUACAGUAAAAGCUGCUUCAAAAUAUGUGGACGUACCUAAGCCUGGGAUGGAUGUGGCCGACAGCUAUGUGACGUUCGUUCGCCACUCUCAGGAUGUCUUGCGGGAUAAGGUCAAUGAGGAGAUGUAUAUAGAAAGGUUAUUUGAUCAAUGGUACACCAGCACAAUGAACCUCCUGGGCACGUGGUUGACAGACCGCAUGGACCUGCAGCUUCACGUCUAUCAGCUGAAAAUCCUCAUCAGAGUUGUAAAGAAAAAGUAUCGCGAUUUUCGACUCCAAGGCGUAUUAGACUCAACUCUGAACAGCAAGAUGUACGAGACGGUGAGAAACAGGCUGAUUCUAGAAGAGGCCACAGCGUCUGUGAGAGAAGGAGGGAUGCAGGGGAUAUCAAUGAAAGACAGCGAUGAGGAAGACGACUAGAUCCUGCUGGAGACACUUCAGUCACAGCCACGGUUAUCCUGGCCUAAAAUAAUGCAUGUACACCACUGUCCAUCACUCGUACAGGUCUGGAUGUUGUUAAAGUCAUGUUCGAUGACAGACAAGAGACCAAUUUCAAAUAAAGUGACUAGACAAUUUACAAAUCUCCAUUUAGAUGAUGAAAACAAUAUAUUAUUCUAAAUUUAAAUUACUUUUUAAAAAAUAUUCUGAGUAUCCAUAUUUGGGUCAAUUUUUGACAUAUUGAUAUUAAUAAAUGUGACCCUAGACCUCAAAACCAGUCUUAAGCUGUGGUCACACUUUUGGCACUUUUCUCCCCAUAGACUUCCAUUCAUACGCAUUCGAAUGCGGCAGAACAGAAACGCAAGCUCAUGCGACAAGUUUGACAGUUCACAAGUGUUGCAAAGUUCAAGCUUGGUGAACUUUGAAAUAGCCCAAUCGAAGCCCAAUCGAAGAUCAAAACAUGACCUCUCUGUACAGAAAUUUUAAACCAAUCGCUUGUAUUUUGUCUCAUUGUCUUUUUUAAUCCCACCCCUUUUUACAGUGCCAUACGACAGAAUUUUGCUAGCUCAAACUCUGGUGUGACUAGCAUCACACUGUAAAAACUGCUGUGUUCCACACAAUUUCUUCUUGUUCUCCCAACACAAAUCGAUUAAGUUAACUUAAUCGUUUUAAAUGGAUUGAACAUAAAACAAUUAAGUUGUCCCAAAAAAUACUUAAUAAUUGUGUUAUUUCAACACAUUUUAAAUAAAUAGUUUGAA